AAACUUAUUUUGGCUCAUCUGUCACUUUACGCGCAUUGGCACCAGCACGAGUAUUCAUUUGUACGCAACGAGUUGACGGGCGUGCAGUUUUCCGAUUCCUACUGCCUACUUAACUUAUACUUAGUGAAAACACUCAUUGUUAGUUUGCAAUUUCAUUCCAAGAGAGAAACCCAAAAGUUGAUAAAAUAUAAAAUGUCGUCGAUUGCGAAAGGUUCUAGUAAAUUUGCACAGAAAGCAGGUUGCCUGAAAAACUUGGCAGCAAUUUUCUUCGAUUUGGAUAAUACUUUGAUUCCGACACGGAAAGGUGAUUCGAAGGCCUGCAGAAAGCUGGUCGAAAUUCUCGAAAAGCAACAUGGAAUACCACGAGAAGAGGGCGAACAAAUAACAGAUAAAUUUCUACAAUCGUUUCGUUCGUGCCCGGAUAAUGCACAAACAACGUUGGACUCAUGGAGGUCUUAUUUGUGGUGCCAAGCAUUACCUGCCAAUUAUCAACACUUAAGCGAUGUAAUUUACAAAAAUUGGUUACAAUUACGUUAUCGCUAUUUAGCAUUAACAACAGAAUAUGAAAAUAUGCUUAAGAAACUUAGUAAAUUUUAUCUUUUGGCAUUGAUCACAAACGGACCAUCAAAUGGCCAAUGGGAAAAGAUCAAUAAAUUGAAUAUAAGUCAAUAUUUCGAUUGCAUCUUGGUAUCAUCUGAUUUACCAUGGGAGAAACCAAAUCCAAAUAUAUUUCUAGCUGCAUGUAACAUAUUGAAUGUGAAGCCGCAACAAUGUUUAAUGAUUGGCGAUAAAAUUCAAACGGACAUCCAGGGUGGUAAGGAAGCAAAUUUGGGUGGAACAGUAUGGAUACCAAUCACAAAUGACUACGAUGCCAAUAGCAUAACGCCUAGACCGGAUGUGAUCGUUAAGAAUUUGCUAGAGAUCUACAACUUUCUGCCGACUACCAAUGUUUCUGCACUUCGCAAUAAUUCCGAACGAGCUGCUCAUGGAAUGGAUGAUAGUGACGACGACGAUGCAGCCCAUUGCAGCUCACGUCCGCAACGAAGUCAAAGCCAGUCGACGAUAACAUCAGGCGCUUCUUCGUCCCGGAGGGUAUCCCAACAGUAUCGACGCCAAGUAUCUUUUUCAGCAGUCGAUUUCAAUGAUAGUAGCUGCGACUGCAGCUGAGACUAUCUGGACAAUUAUAACGAUGAUGACAGUGUAUGGUGACGUAAAAUGUGUGGAGAUUACAUUUGAGUAAGGAAUCAUAUUACAUUUUUUGAGAGGUUUGAACAAAGUGCCAUACACUUACUUACAUUUUAUUGAAUGGCUAUUUAAAGUAGACAAGAAUUUAGAAUUAUCCUUGCAUACAAAAUAGAGGCUCAUAUUAAACAAAAAAAGAAUAAAAUAAUCGACACAGUUCUGAUGAUGGUAUUUUUACGUAGGAUAGUUUUGUAGCUUCUAUAGAUCCAAAUUAGCUGUUAGAGUUCAUUCAGUUUUUUCUAUCGGGUUCAAUUCGGCACACUACAAAGUGCUCAAAACAUGUUUAUUUAUAAUCUUAACGCGAACGGUAAAUCCAGCGAACUUAGUCUCGAUCUCUCACUAAUUAGAUUAAGAACUUUUCUGGUGCUCACAUGAAACUACUUUUUCAAGUAAAAUUUCUAAAAACUUCAUCUUUCUGGAUGAUUUUAAAUAUAUUUGACUAAACAGAGUAUGUAGCGCAUAAACAGUACAUACUAUCGAAAACUACCACAGUACAAGAAAAUAUACAUAUGUCUUAUGAGUGAUUGCUUCCACUCAAAUUAGAUACUGAGCAAGCAUCAUUUGUUUAUUUUUCUAAGAAUGAAAGAAAGAAACUGAGAGAAUUUAGCCAUAAGAACUAUAUUUUUAUAAAACGUUUGAAUCUCUGGAAUGUGACUGUAAUUGAAAACAAAAAAAAAUAUGUAAAUAAACACUUCCAUUUGUUUUUACUCACACGCGAUACGCGCUGGACGCAUUUAAUCGGAAUCUCGUGAGUAUUUUCGCAUUCAUCAAAACCAAAUCUCCUGAUUAUUUGUAUGUUUAGCACUUGAGGAACUCCGUUCAAACAUCUUUGUCAUUUUGAGAGAACUGCUGUCGUUUAGUUGAAACUCGAAUUGGUUCAAAGGCAAAUGCUUCUUUAUUGGGGAGCUUGCAUCUAUUAUCGGUCAUAAAGUUCGAAUUGUUGUUCUCGAGCUCUAUACCAUUGUCAAAAAAAUUAACUGAUAGAAGUAAGUUUGAGUUUUUGUUAAAAUGGAAUUAUGAAUGAUUUGUUUGGUAUAUAUUUGUGCUAUGCGAGUGAGGAUAGCUUUUAUUUCCUUUUUUGUAAUGUUUGUUACUUGAAGUUUAGCUUAGAUUAGUUUAGUUUUGUUUUGGUAUUAUGGAUCAAAAGUACUGGUUACCUAAUGAUAGUGAAAGAUGUACCUAUUUCAAUUGAUAAUGAAAUAUUUUUCUAAUAUUGAAUAAAUAAAGGGAAUAAGAAUUGAUAAAAAUGAGUUCAUAAGAUUAGUGAAGCAAAAUAAAGAAUAUUUUAGGAUG
Molecule: messenger RNA, 2535 nt
Organism: Hermetia illucens (black soldier fly)
Lineage: Eukaryota; Metazoa; Arthropoda; Insecta; Diptera; Stratiomyidae
Product: N-acylneuraminate-9-phosphatase
Exons: 3
Coding region: 193-1167 (324 amino acids)
Molecular function (GO): hydrolase activity
Source: RefSeq, a predicted model, not a curated record